GCCGUUAAUCAAAACGAAAUAAACAAACUCCAGCAGCAGCUGAAGCUGAGCGACUUCGGUGUGUGUUUAUGAGCAGUGCCAUGGCUGGCUCUGCCGCCUCCAGUUCUAAAGACCGUCCAACUUCCCGGGCCAGUUUCAUCCCAGAACUACAGAGCAUGAUGUUUGCUCUGGGAGAUGCUCGCAGGCCUCUGCAGGAGACGGCAGCUCUGGUGGAGGACAUUGUACACACACAGCUCAUUACCAUGCUGCAUCAGGCCUGUGAGGGGGCGAUGCUCCGUGGUUCCAGGGUCAUUUCAGCCGAGGACAUACUGUUUCUGAUGCGGAAAGAUAAGGGUAAAAUGGCACGAUUACUAAAAUAUCUCCAGUUCAGAGAUUACAAAUCCAGACUGAUGAAGAACCUCGAUGAUGAAGACGCACAGCAGGAACCAGGUACUGGUGGUGCAGGCACCGCUGCAGCGGGCGGGGCCCAGCGGAGGCAGCGUCUGGCCCAGGACUUCCUGCUGUGGAUGGACCAGACCGGUGAGCUGCUGUCGUUAGCGGAGCGGCAGGAAGUGGACCCCGUCAAGCAGGAGAGGAUGGAGCGGUUGGAGCGUCAGACUCGGAAUAUGGACCAGAGUCAAUACGCAGAGUUCUGUGAGAGUCGACAGCUCAGCUUUGCCAAGAAAGCGUCAAAGUUUCGGGACUGGCUGGAUUGCAGCAGCCUGGAGCUGAAGCCCAACAGCAUCGCCAUGGAGGUCCUCUCAUACCUGGCCUAUGAGACGGUUGCCCAGAUUGUGGAUUUGUCUCUGUUAGUAAAGCAGGAAAUGACUAUGAAGACCAGUCCUGUCAGUCAUGUGAUCUCUGCCACCUACAUCCACUACAACACGCACACAGAGGUGAAAAAGGAUCCAGACUCCCCGGAGGCCACGCCUCCCUCCACCCCAGGGUCCUCCCACUCUGCUAAGCCCCACCUGCAGGGCAACGGCAGCAUGGACAGUCGGGCCAGACAGAGGAAACGCAAAAAGAGUUGCCCAGCGGUGGUGGAGCCUCCCAGUGGUGCCAUACAGCCCUGUCACAUCAGAGAGGCCAUCAGGAGAUACAACUACAGACACACGAGUGCUUACAGGAGGAGUGGGAUGGCUUUUCUCACCUGCUGAACCAUCACUUUGUUAAGCAUGCAUUGAUGUACAUAUUUUUUUUCUUUUGAUAAAAUAAACUUUUUGAUAAACUGAUGAA
Molecule: messenger RNA, 1215 nt
Organism: Cololabis saira (Pacific saury)
Lineage: Eukaryota; Metazoa; Chordata; Actinopteri; Beloniformes; Belonidae
Gene: supt3h
Product: SPT3 homolog, SAGA and STAGA complex component
Exons: 12
Coding region: 69-1136 (355 amino acids)
Biological process (GO): transcription by RNA polymerase II
Molecular function (GO): protein heterodimerization activity; transcription coactivator activity
Source: RefSeq, a predicted model, not a curated record